Messenger RNA from Gasterosteus aculeatus aculeatus (three-spined stickleback), 2729 nucleotides. The record is from RefSeq and is a predicted model, not a curated record. NCBI's taxonomy places the organism in Eukaryota, Metazoa, Chordata, Actinopteri, Perciformes, Gasterosteidae.
UCUCUUUUCGUUGACGAACUAAACACCUUCUAAGUGAUCAAAGUGCAAGUUAAACCAACCUUUUCUUUCAUUUAUCUUUUUGGCACAUGGAGUCAUUGUUCAUAUGCUUCCUCUGUUGUUGAAAUGCCGCUUACACACCUGCUUUCCUCUUUGUUUUAAACAUGUUCAUUCAUGUUUAACACACAAAAAAUGUCUCCAGCUCUACGACCGACUUGGUUUCGGUCCACCGUCACUUCACCUCUUCCUCUCUCUCUGUUGUCGUCUUUCCCAGAAGUGUGUGUUUAGAGCGAUAAAAGACCGGCUGCGUUCACAGCUGGACUGAAUCCCGGCUCUCUUGCAGGAGGAACAAAGCACUGGCCGUUGUGAAGAAGCAGCUCAAAGCCAUCAACGAAACCACAAGCAGUGGAUCAGUUAUAGAUUAAUAGAAUUCAUGGUCCAGCUGGUACGUUACAUACGUUUGUGUUGUUAAUCUCUUCUGUGAAGCGCUGCCGUUGCACAUUCCGCAGACCAGUAUCUCUUUUGGGUUCUUCCUUCCUUUCAAAUGUCCUUUUGUUAUUCAGCUGGAGCACCGAUAGGAUCUGCUGGACUGUUUCCCGUUUGGGUUUGAAAUCACACAUCAACAAAAGAAAUCAUUUACCUUCAAGUCUGAAGUCUAACCAAAGCUUUGAGUGUGAGAUAAAAGUGCGUACCCGUUUACCUUUACAGUGUUUUUCCCGGGGGUCCUUCCUCUGCCGCUGUUUGUGCGGCUCGCCGUCGUUCUUUUACACAAACAUUACAUUGAGAUUUAAGUGUCACCUGUGUCUUUGCUUCAUACUCGAUGUGCGGUUCCAUGUGCGUUGAUGUACUCAACUGCUUUGCGCCGCUCUUAUUUGUUGCACGAGUAACGCUGUGAAUGCCCUUUUCAAAAUGUCCUCCCUCGCCGCUCCCGUCUGCAACAGCAUGGACGUCUCAGAGGAUGACGACGACUACUUCUUCUACCACGAGAACAUCAGCUUCAACUCCAGCUACGACGACUACCCGGUCCUCUGCGAGAAGGGCGACGUCCGUUCCUUCGCCGCCGCCUUCCUCCCCGCCGUGUACGCCGCGUGCCUGCUGGCGGGUCUGGCGGGAAACGGCUUGGUCGUGGCCGUCUACGCCUACCACAAGCGCCUGAGGACCAUGACGGACGCCUUCCUCACCCACCUGGCCGUGGCCGACCUGCUGCUGCUCUUCACGCUGCCCUUCUGGGCGGCGGACGCGGCGAGGGGCUGGGAGCUGGGCGGGGUCCUCUGCAAGGUCGUGUCGGCCUGCUACUCGGUCAACUUCACCUGCUGCAUGCUGCUGCUGGCCUGCAUCAGCCUGGACCGCUACCUGGCGGUGGCCAGGGUGCGCGGCAGGGAGGGCGGGCGCUGGCUGCGCAGGGUGGUCACCAGGAGGCACUGCUGGAAGUUGUGCUCGGCCGUCUGGGCGACGGCCUUCGUCCUCGGCCUGCCCGAUUUGAUCCUCUCGGAGGUGCGGUGGUUGUCCGACAGGAGCGUCUGUCUGGCGGUGUACCCGGCGUCCAUGGCCCAGGGGGGGCAGGCUGCCCUGGAGGUGGCCGAGGUGCUGCUGGGGUUCCUGCUCCCGCUCCUGGUCAUGGUGAUCUGUUACGGCAGCGUGGGCCGGGCGCUGAGGGGCCUCCCCGCGGACGUCGGGGGCAGGAAGCGGAGAGCCCUGCGCGUCCUGCUGAUCGUGGUGGGGGUGUUCGUGGUCACUCAGCUGCCUUACAACGUCGUGAAGCUCUACCGAGCGAUGGACUCCGUCUACGCCUUGGUGACCCACUGCGUGACGAGUAAAGUGCUGGAUAAGGCGGCUCAGGUGACGGAGAGCUUGGCUCUCACCCACUGCUGCCUCAACCCCAUCCUCUACGCCUUCGUGGGCUCGUCCUUCAGGCAGCACUUGGUGAAAGUGGCCAAAAAGUUUAGCCAGAGGCGGAGAAGGACCAGGAGGAGGGAGGAUCCCGCGGUGGACGGAGGGAUGGAGAUGUCAUUUAACUCCCACAGUGCAUCUCAAGAGACAAACACAUUCUCAAUAUGAGAAGUAGUGAAAGGUCCCAGUAAAAGGGCCUCAGAGGCAGUAGAGGCAUGUGAGGAAACUGCACAUUUACGUUAGCGCUUCAAUUCCCUCCAUAUCAGGAGGUUGAUGGUUGUAUCUGUGUUUACUUUCAAGGACCAAACCAUGAAUGCAAAAUACAUUUGUAUCCAGAGGAAUCAAUGUUUCAUUACAAGCGUAUUUCUCCCAGUUGUAAUGACGGUGGAUUCUCACUCUUAACUUAAACUGCUUCAACUGAGUCAAACUGAAUCUGGUUGUUUUUUUGUUGAAGGUCAAAGACAUUUCGCAAAGAUGUCUCACGAAACUUGGAGUGUUACACAUGACGCAUAUUGUGACACUUCAAGCUGCUCACGGCAGAUAGAUGCGUGAACCUCAUACUCCUCAUUGCACAAUAUACAAAUCAAAUCUAAGAAAAAUGGAUCUAUUUAUAAACGAACGAAUACGCUGGAACUUUAGUCUUUGUAAUGCAACUUGUUUAAAAUAGUUCUUGUUAUAAAUCCUGAUUUACUUACAAGUUAAGUUAACUUAUAAGUUACACAUCUGGACAGUCUACAAACAAGAUGUAAUCUGACUUUUAACAUGUAAUAUGACAAUUAAAUCUACUCUCUCACUAUGUAUUUUUUCAUAAAUUCCUAAGAAUUAAAAUAUAUCGCAUAUCA